AUGGUGAGUGAGUCGUUCGUCCAUGCAUGCGCCGGCGGCGCCGGUGGCCUCGUCGCCAUGACAGCUACGUAUCCACUCAUGGGCAUCUCAACGCGAGCUGCCGUCGACCAGUCCAAGAACCCAGGCGAGUCCCUCGUCAAGGCCAUCACCACUGUCAUGGCAAAGGAAGGCAUCACUGGUCUGUAUGACGGUCUCAGCUCGUCGCUUAUCGGCAUCGGUGUGACCAACUUUGUCUACUACUUCUUCUUCGAGGCCAUGCGCGAGUUUAUCCUCACAUCCAAGCGCAUCACGCGGUCGUCCAAGGCCAAACUCGGCGCUCUCACCACCACCGAAAGCAUUCUGUCCGGUCUCGUGGCUGGUAUCACGACGGCCUUGAUCAGCAAUCCCAUUUGGGUGAUCAAUACGCGCCAAACUGUGCGUGUAUCACAACAAGACACCACGGGCGCCAACAAAGUUGUGGCGCGCAAGUCGUUCUUGCAAACCCUCAACCAUAUCGUCGAGAAGGACGGCGUACGUGCCCUGUGGAAGGGUAUCGGCCCUGCCUUGGUGCUCGUCACCAACCCCGUGCUGCAGUACACGGCUUUCGAGCAGCUCAAGAACUGGCUCGUGAAUAUUCGCUUCGUGUCGCGCGGCAACACACCAGCGGCUGCCAAGCCACUGCUCUCUGACCUCGACUUUUUCUGGCUCGGCGCCCUCAGCAAGCUGAUUGCCACCAGCAUCACGUAUCCACAGAUCGUCAUCAAGUCACGGCAACAGGCCAUGUCCCACGACUCGUCCAGCGACCGCAAAAAAGUCAAUGUCUGGUCGGCCAUGACCGAGGUCGUACAUAACGAAGGCGUCGGCGGUCUGUACCGCGGCAUUUCGUCCAAGCUGCUGCAGUCGAUCCUCACCGCCGCGAUCCUAUUCGCUUCCAAAGAGCGUAUCUACAAAAUGACCAAGGCCGUGCUGGUCCAUGUGUAA
Messenger RNA from Malassezia restricta, 960 nucleotides. RefSeq names its product solute carrier family 25 (peroxisomal adenine nucleotide transporter), member 17. Lineage: Eukaryota; Fungi; Basidiomycota; Malasseziomycetes; Malasseziales; Malasseziaceae. Bases 1 to 960 code for a protein of 319 amino acids. The record is from RefSeq and is a predicted model, not a curated record. Gene Ontology annotation, molecular function: coenzyme A transmembrane transporter activity; AMP transmembrane transporter activity; FAD transmembrane transporter activity. The transcript has a single exon. Gene Ontology annotation, cellular component: peroxisomal membrane.